AUGGAGUUUUCAACUGGGCUGUCUUCCUCCCUGGGGUAUUACAAUGAGUUGAGGUCGAAUGCUACGAGAAUUGAGCGGCCUGAGGGUAGCAAUGUGGAUGUGCUGCAUUUCGAGGACGGAGAUCCGCUGGCCAUAUGCCAUAUCAGCAACAUUAUGGAGUUUACAAUCGAUGGGAAACCGGAUAUAGAAGCAUAUCUGCAUGCCUUGUCUGUGGCAUUUGGAAUUCAUCACUUGAACACAGCCAAUGGCAUUUGGUCUCCAGAGCUGGAAGCUAUUAUGACCCGAGAUUGCCCCAAUCUCAAGUUCACCGUCGAAUUUGCCAACAUUCAGACCCUCACAGAUGUGGCACUCAACACGGCCAUUCAACAGACAGACCGAACCGUGAAUGAGAAACGACCAUGUGCGUUUAUUGGACCCAUUAGAUCGGCGCUUGCUUUGCCAACCAGCAUGAUCACGGGAUUAAGAGGAUACCCACAACUCAGUGGUAGCACCACCAGUAAAGCACUCGAUGACCCCUCGGCUCAUCCUCUCUUUGCUCGGACCUUGGGAAGCGAUGAUCUUAAUGCGGCUCCUCUACUCAAAUUCUUGAGGGAUGAUCUCAAUGUCAAAAAUUUGGCGGUCCUGCAUCUCAAUGAGCCUUAUGGCACUUCCUAUGUGGAGGCACUCAAGCAGGCUGUAGCAGAGGAAUUUUCAGAUUUCUCGCUUGCCACUAUCAGCAUGCCCUAUCGACAACUCGACAAACAAACCAUUGCAGAAGCCGUUAGAUCCCUAAAGCUUACCAGGUACCGGUAUUUCUAUGUCAUCGUUUUUGAUGUAUGGGAUGAGGUCAUGACCGAAGCAUACCAACAAGGAAUUGCGGGAAACAAGGACUACACUUGGUUGUUCUCGGACACAGUGGGACCAUGGCAACUCUUGACCCAAAAAUUUAAGCGUGGCUCCAUCUUGCACAAGGUCUAUCAAGGGAUUGGCGUAGUCGCCUUUACUGCUGGUCCAGCUGCAGAAGGCUUUGGAGCAUCAGUGACCGAAUCGCAAGGACAGGCUGAUUUUGAUUUCCUUCUAAAGCUAGCUCCAUAUGGUCUCUCUGGCGUGAUGAAUCAAGACCAGGCCACCUUGCAACAGGUUUUGUCAGCAUAUGCACCCUUCUUUUACGAUGCCACAAUCGCUUUGGGAUUAUCCGCUUGCAGGGCUCUCAACAGUACUGGUAGUGCUGCGACUGGCGAUGGCGUGCCCACACUGAAUGGGACACAUCACUACCAAACUAUGGUACAGCACGAGUUUGUCGGUGCCACCGGGUUGGUGCAGUUUGACAAGGAAACAGGGACACGCACCAAUACAAUCUCUGAUCUUGUCAAUUAUUUUGAAGAUGAGGAGGCCUCCACAGAAAGUUUAGUACAGCUGAAAUCCGUUCGCACGCAUCGGUACGAAGAUGGAGGUUGGGUCAAGUUGCACGAUUUCACGUUUCAAAGUGGCUCCUUGACCUCACCGCCGGAUCUACCACCCCUGGAUGUGGACAACAACCAGUUGAGCCGGCCAACAAAAAUUACGAGCUUUAUCAUGUGCGCUUUCGCCAUCAUUUUGGCCAUUGCAUUUGCCGGCUGGACUCAAUGGCACCGCAAGAGUCGGGUUGUACUGGCUUCUCAACCUUUCUUCCUUUUCGUGAUUUGUGCCGGUGCCAUUGUGUUUGCCUCUGUCAUUAUCCCAGGCCUGGUGGACGAGUCUUGGGCAUCCUGGAAUGGCUGCCAAGUUGCAUGCAACAUGACACCAUGGUUGCUCUGCAUGGGGUUUUCCCUUCUCUUUGGUGCCCUCUUUACAAAAACGCGGCGCGCCAACAUGAUUCUGAACAAUCCCACACCUAUGAAACGGAUCAAAGUAACCGUGGCCGAUGUCUUGAAGCCUUUGAUUGCUCUUUUGAGUGCAAACAUACUUGUGCUAUCUCUAAUGACAGCACUGGAUCCAUUGGAGUGGACGGUUGUCGUCACAAAAACGGAUACCCUGCGAGGAGUGCCUUCCGAAACAUAUGGGACUUGCACAAUACAGUCAAGUCAAAUCCCCUACAUUGUGACUCUGGCAGUCAUCAACUUUUGCAUUUUUGCUGUGGCCAUCUUUCAGGCCUGGAGAGCUCGAAACAUAUCCACUGAGUUUGCCGAGAGCAAGUUUGUCUUCAAGUCUCUGAUUACUACGAUUGCAGUUGUGUUCUCCUGUGGCCCCGUCAUGAUUUUGGCCUCGGACGAUCCCAAUGCCACGAUAUUUGUGAGAUCUGCCAUUGUCUUCAUUACCAGCACGAACACCCUACUUUGGAUCUUUGUUCCAAAAAUCAUGUUCGUUCGGAAAAAACGUUCGUCUUCUUCCGUCCGAGUAAGUGGUUUGGUCCCCCCUCCAGCUGGUGAAGUCAUCGCAGAUACUACGAGUGGGACUGAAGAUGGCAGAGAGGGAGAAUUGAUCCUGUCUGUGCUGUCGCCGACCGAGUUGAUUGGCCAAGUCAGCCACCUUAGGGAGCAGCUCCAACGGUCAAAGUCGGAAGCAGCAGCUCUCUUGUCUGCACCACAAUCAGAAAGAAAUCUUGUAGAGGAGCAGUGUCAAUCUAUGAAUCCGUCUCCCUGA
Messenger RNA from Seminavis robusta, 2601 nucleotides. NCBI's taxonomy places the organism in Eukaryota, Bacillariophyta, Bacillariophyceae, Naviculales, Naviculaceae. The record is from the annotation of a GenBank genome assembly.